AUGAACACAUCCAGCUGGAAGCUGCUCCAUAACACAGCAAGCCAAAUCAGGAAACUACAACAUUUUAUUUGGUGCAAAACGGUGACCCAAAUUAGAUGUCAACCUGUUAUCAGAGAUAACUCUGAUCAAGGUAUCAUUAAAGUAGGGAAGACUGAAAUGAUUAAUGACUUCUCAUGGAAAAUUAUUAGAGUGUGGCUGAAAAAGCUCUUACUUAAUGACUCAGGAGAAUAUAAUCUUGAGAGCUGUUUCCAGGGGAGAAACAAACUACUGAAUAGGAGCAUGCUUGAAGUUUUGGGGGAAAAUUGUAAUCAGGAAGCAGACUUACAGACCACUGCAUUUCCCACUAAGAAGGGGGAUGUCACCAACUCCACAGAUGACAGCAGUAAGGAUCAGAGGACUCUCUAUGCUCUUGUGGUGCUGUGUUCCUUCCUGCCCACAGCUGCCCUGAUUGCUACUGUUAUACUCCUCAUCACCACUUACAUGAGAAGGAAAAGGGCAGGAAAAGGGAUGGACUUUGGCAGACAUCCUUCUUCCAGCCGAGCAGCACUGCAGGACAGAAGAAACAAAGCAAGUAGGAUGCCAGAUGGGGAAGUGAAUGAUAGUACAACAUAUGCUGUCAUAAGGCACCAACCUCCACUGAAGCCUGAAGAUGUUAUCUAUGCCAAUUUGCAGCCUUCACCUCAAGUUUUCUUCCACACUCAAUCUGAUACAGCUCCAGUCAGCAACGGGCUGAGAUACGGGAACAUGUUGCUUCCUUUCAGACUUUCAACUCCAACAGCUCACUUAAAUACUCAUAUAUAA
This is a messenger RNA of Chaetura pelagica (chimney swift), 801 nucleotides long. RefSeq lists its product as uncharacterized. The record is from RefSeq and is a predicted model, not a curated record. NCBI's taxonomy places the organism in Eukaryota, Metazoa, Chordata, Aves, Apodiformes, Apodidae. Bases 1 to 801 code for a protein of 266 amino acids. The transcript has 7 exons.